AUGGAUCUUGGCUCUGGAAUUAUCAAUUUUUACGGUUCUUGCCCUGGCGGUUUGAUGAAAAAAUUGCUUAGAGAAGACUUGGAGCAGGUGCGAAAGAUCAAGUCCCUACAAACGACCUACGCGAAAGAUGCGCUCUAUGGAUGCUUAUAUGGCUGUGGCGGUGACUUGAGCAUUGCCAAUAAUUUCAUCGUCGCUAUAGACUCACUUGAUGAACUUUCUGUCAACAACUAUGAGAAGGAUAGCUUGACGCUUCACUCGACACCUGAAUAUUACGACUUCAUUACCGUGACGCCGGCGAUAGCACGAAGGAUUGUCGCUGGGUUUCCGCGUCUCACGCAUCUGACUGCAGAUAUCAGCGCUCGGGAAGCAGAGAGGCUGUUUGAAGAGGCCGCUGGUUCUUCCGACCGCGGGCAGCCACAAGAAAGCACAACGAUCGACGAGUUGGUGAAGAUGGAUCGUCUCGAAGAGAUACAGCUAGCCGUCAACCUCAAUGACAGAGCGUCCGCCUUCGCAGGCGAGAAUAAAUAUGAUGUGAUGGGUAGCAACUCAUUUCCCGAUGUCAAUGUCGAAAACGCUCUGGUUUUGGCUCGGGCCAUUUUCAACAAAUUUCACGAAAGCAGCGCACAAUCUUCCUUGGAGAAGGUGGCGAUUCGAUUUUCUCGCCACUGCUUUUCCGACCGUUUCCAAUAUGACAUUGUAAUGACCACCGUACAAUUGAUAAAGGACGGACCAGGAUUUAAGACGGAGGCAGAUGAAGGAUGGGAUUGGAAUCCCAAAAGGGUAUCAAUGGAACUUUGGAAUCAAAUUGUCCAGGCCAACAGCGAGAUUACUGGGCGGGCUGGCUGA
Molecule: messenger RNA, 846 nt
Organism: Clonostachys solani
Lineage: Eukaryota; Fungi; Ascomycota; Sordariomycetes; Hypocreales; Bionectriaceae
Source: the annotation of a GenBank genome assembly